AUGGAAAUGAAAGAUGUUGCCCUGAAAGCUGUCCUUCAGAAACCAUCAUUUAAAUCCAAAUGUAAGCAACAUAGUGAAUGCGUACGAAGACGGUUCAAUUUGUGGAAAUUGGGAGAUUUUAAUGGUUUGUUAAAAGAGUGCAGAGCAAUUCAAUCUCGACUCCAAUCAACGUGGAAGCCAAGAUCGCCUGAACACGUCUCUCGUAUGUUUGCUAACUUAAUGCUUUCUGGUAAAGUCAACGCUGCCAUGAGAUUACUGGAUGACAAUUCAACGUCUGGCGUUCUUCAGUUAUCAGAGGUUACAUUACGAGGACUGAAAUCAAAACUUCCUGAACCUAUGGAAGCAGAUAAAGAAAUAUUAAUCACAGGACAGGUACCAUUUGUUGAUCCAGAAGCUUACGUAGAAGCUUACGUAGCAUGUCGUUUGAUACCGCUUGACAAAUGCCCGGGCGUGAGGCCUAUUGGUAUUGGCGAAGUCAUCAGACACAUAAUUGGAAAGUCGAUCAUCUCUGUCAUCAAACCUGAUAUUUUAAUGAGUACUGGAUCACUUCAACUUGCAGCUGGUUUACCAUCGGGAUGUGAGGCAGCAGCCCAUGCCAUGGAGGAGAUUUUCCAAGAAGAUGAAACUGACGCCUCACGGCGGAUGUUGAACGUGUAA
Paramuricea clavata is the source of this 657-nucleotide messenger RNA. The record is from the annotation of a GenBank genome assembly. NCBI's taxonomy places the organism in Eukaryota, Metazoa, Cnidaria, Anthozoa, Malacalcyonacea, Plexauridae.